AUGGACACUAUGAAAACCACCUAUAUCGUGCUGGAACUGAUCAUCGCUGUGCUGUCCAUCGCUGGCAACGUGCUGGUCUGCUGGGCCGUGGCCAUCAACAGCACCUUGAAGAACGCAACCAACUAUUUCCUGGUGUCCCUGGCAGUGGCUGAUAUCGCCGUGGGUUUGUUAGCCAUCCCUUUCGCCAUCACCAUCAGCAUCGGAUUCCAGGUGGAUUUUCACAGCUGCCUCUUCUUUGCCUGCUUCGUGCUGGUGCUGACCCAAAGCUCCAUUUUCAGCUUGCUGGCGGUGGCCAUCGACAGGUACCUGGCUAUUAAGAUCCCGCUCAGGUACAACAGUCUGGUGACUGGCAAGCGGGCAAGAGGACUGAUCGCCGUGCUGUGGCUCCUGUCCUUUGGAAUUGGACUGACUCCGCUUAUGGGCUGGAAUAAAGCCAUGAGCGGUUGUCCCAAUGCCACCAACGAGACAGGGACUGACACCGGGACAGAGCACCAUGGCUGCUUCAUCUCAUGCCUCUUUGAGAACGUGGUAACAAUGAGCUACAUGGUGUAUUUCAACUUCUUUGGCUGCGUGCUGCUUCCCCUCGUUAUCAUGCUGGGAAUCUACAUUAAGAUAUUCAUGGUCGCCUGCAAACAGCUGCAUCAGAUCGAACUGAUGGGCAACUGCAGGACCACGCUGCAGAAGGAGGUCCACGCAGCCAAGUCUCUGGCCAUCAUUGUAGGACUUUUUGCCUUCUGUUGGCUGCCCCUGCAUAUCUUGAACUGCAUCAGUCACUUCCACGAGGAGUUCUCCAAAUCCAAGCCUGAGUGGGUGAUGUAUGUGGCCAUCAUCCUCUCCCACGCCAACUCUGUCAUCAAUCCCAUCAUCUAUGCCUACAGGAUCAGGGACUUCCGCUACACCUUCCGCAAGAUCAUUUCCAAGAUCCUCUGUAAGACGGACGACUUCCCCAAGUGCAACACUGACAACAACCAGCACCACUUUACCCCCCCGUUAGCCUCUGUGACCGUAUGA
Messenger RNA from Tauraco erythrolophus (red-crested turaco), 1011 nucleotides. It is a transcript of the gene ADORA2B, whose product is annotated as adenosine A2b receptor. Gene Ontology annotation, cellular component: plasma membrane. Gene Ontology annotation, biological process: G protein-coupled adenosine receptor signaling pathway; vasodilation; adenylate cyclase-activating G protein-coupled receptor signaling pathway. The record is from RefSeq and is a predicted model, not a curated record. Gene Ontology annotation, molecular function: G protein-coupled adenosine receptor activity. NCBI's taxonomy places the organism in Eukaryota, Metazoa, Chordata, Aves, Musophagiformes, Musophagidae.